Messenger RNA from Carcharodon carcharias (great white shark), 2868 nucleotides. RefSeq names its product netrin receptor UNC5D-like. NCBI's taxonomy places the organism in Eukaryota, Metazoa, Chordata, Chondrichthyes, Lamniformes, Lamnidae. Gene Ontology annotation, cellular component: membrane. Gene Ontology annotation, molecular function: netrin receptor activity; protein binding. The coding region runs from base 1 to 2823 and encodes 940 amino acids. The transcript is spliced from 17 exons. The record is from RefSeq and is a predicted model, not a curated record. Gene Ontology annotation, biological process: netrin-activated signaling pathway.
AUGAGGAAACUGCUGUUGGGAUGCUGCUGCUGCUGCUGGCUGCUUCCUUGGGCUCUCUGCGCCACAAGUCGAGGGGAGAAGGCAGGGGGAGGUAAUGGAGAUAGCCUGCCUGAAUCCAUACCUCUGGGGACUCUGCCACGCUUCCUGGUUGAACCGGAGGAUUCUUACAUUGUGAAGAACAACCCCAUUAAGCUGCGCUGCAAAGCUAUGCCUGCCAUGCAGAUCUUCUUCAAGUGCAAUGGAGACUGGGUCCAUCAGAAUGAACACGUGCUUGAAGAACAUGUGGACGAAUACACAGGGCUGAGUGUUCGAGAAGUCCUUAUCAAUGUUUCUCGACAGCAAGUGGAAGAUUUUCAUGGUCCAGAAGAUUACUGGUGCCUCUGCGUCGCCUGGAGUCAGCAGGGAACAACUAAAAGCAGAAAAGCUACAGUGCGAAUAGCAUAUUUGAGGAAAAACUUUGAACAAGAUCCACAGGCAAAAGAGGUUCCCUUAGAAGGGAAGAUCAUCUUGCACUGUCGUCCCCCCGAGGGAGUUCCUUCUGCCAAGGUCGAAUGGCUGAAGAAUGAAGAACCGAUUGAUCUUCAGCGUGACCUGAACGUUUACACCACAGCAGAGCACAAUCUAAUCAUUGAGCAAGCGCAUCUCUCCGAUUCAGGCAACUACACCUGUGUUGCUUCAAAUGUGGUUGCCAAACGACGCAGCACAGCUGCCACACUGACUGUGUUUGUGAAUGGUGCCUGGUCGACAUGGACAGAAUGGACGUCUUGUAGUAUCCAUUGUGGCAGAGGAUGGCAAAAACGAACACGGACCUGCACCAACCCAGCGCCACUCAAUGGAGGAACAUUUUGCGAAGGGACUUCAGUGCAGAAGAUUGUCUGCUCCUCCCUUUGCCCAGUGGAUGGUGGCUGGGAACCCUGGAACGGGUGGUCAAUCUGCUCCUCUGAAUGCGAACACCAAAGAGUUCGUGCGUGCGUGGCUCCUGAACCGAGAUAUGGUGGAAAAUUCUGCGAGGGAGUGAGCCAGGAGUCGGAGAACUGCACCGAGGGGCUGUGCAUUCAAAGCCAGACACCUCUGCAGGAAGUGCAGCCUCAAAGUAUUGAGACCAACAGUGACGUGGCUUUAUACUCUGGCCUUGGUGCAGCAGUGAUAGCAGUUGCAAUGCUUGUUGUGGGCAUCACAUUGUACCGAAGAAGUCAAAGUGAAUAUGGCGUCGAUGUUAUUGACUCUUCAGCUUUAACCGGUGGUUUCCAAUCCUUCAGCUUCAAGGCUGCCAGACAGGGUAAUUCUCUGCUUCUGAACCCAGCAAUGCAGCCCGACCUGACGGUGAGCAGGACGUAUAGUGGACCCAUCUGCUUCCAGGACCCCGUGAACAAAGAACUCAUGACCCAGUCGCCGCUCUUUGACUCUCUUCCGGGGAUCAAAGUUAAAGUGCAAAGUUCUUUAAUGGUUUCACUUGGAGUUGCAGAUGGAGUGGAGUAUCACGGGAGGGUAUCAUCCCGGACUUACCCUCGUAAUAACAGAGGUGUUGAUAAAAUACACGCAAGAAGCAAUGCGUCAAGUUCUCAGCACCUCCCCACUGCAGUUACAAGGACUGAAAACAGGACUUCUGGCAUAUUCAGUUGCCUGGGUGGAUGCUUGGAGGGACCAACGAAAGGGGUCCGUUUAUUGGUUCCACUGGGAGCAAUUCCGGAGGGGAAUUCAUGGGAAAUGUAUCUCGCAGUAAAUCAAGGUGAAAACAGCCUGCAGCCAGAAGGAGCUGAGAUAAUCUUGAGUCCUGAGGUCACCUGUGGGCCACCAGGUCUGACCUUGUCUAACCCCAUUACUCUGACUAUCCCUCACUGUGCAAUGAUGUGUUCAGAGCAUUGGAGCAUAAAGCUGAAGAGACAGACACUGACAGGAAAGUGGGAGGAAGUGAUGUUGCUUGAAGACGAGACCACAUCGUGUUACUGCCUACUGGAUUCCCAUUCCUGUCACAUUCUGUUGGACCACCUUGGCACAUAUGCACUCGUGGGUGAGGCAGUCACAGAGUGCGCAGAGAAAAGACUGAAGCUCGCUGUCUUUGGGCGUUUGUCCUACAGUUCUCUUGAGUACAACUUCAGAGUAUAUUGUAUGGACGAUAUUCCAAGUACUUUACAGGAAGUGAUGAGUGAGGAGAGGAGCCAAGGUGGACAUCUGUUGGACGAGCCCAGAACUUUACACUUCAAAGCAAACUCCUACGGCCUUCAAAUCUCCAUGCUUGACGUACCCCAAUUCUUGUGGAGAAUCAAACAACUGAGUGUAUUUCAGGAAUUUGCCUUUUCCCAUAUCUGGUGCAGGAACCAGCAGCCUCUGCCGUGUGCCUUUAGAGUGGAAAGAUUCAACUCAGCAACCACACAGCUCUCCUGUAAGAUCUGCAUCCGCCAGCUAAAAGGCGAUGAGCAGGUCUUUCAUCUCAGCACCUCCAUCCUCGAGAACGAGAGAGAAGCUGUUCACUUCUGUGCGCAGGCUGCAAGUGAUGUGGCCAGUUUAGCAGGUCCCAAAACGUUUAAGAUCCCGUAUUCUAUCAGACAGAAAAUCUGUUCCACCUUUGACGUUCCCAGUGCUUCAGGCAAAGACUGGCGGCUGUUAGCACAAAAGCUCCACAUCGACAGGAACCUGAGCUACUUUGCAGUUCGGAGCAGCCCGGCUGGUACAAUCUUGGACAUAUGGGAGGCACAGCACCAAAAUGACAGAGACCUUGACUCCUUAGCCAGUGCUCUGGAGGAGAUAGGCAGGAUCCAGUGUCCUGCCUCAACGAAAACUGAAGGCGACGGUGAUGAAUCAGACUACAACUACGGGGGAUGAAUCAGAAUCCUUGACCAGCGCCCCAGGAGACCUCGGGGUCCAGCG